Messenger RNA from Gadus macrocephalus (Pacific cod), 2508 nucleotides. RefSeq names its product 5'(3')-deoxyribonucleotidase, mitochondrial-like. The record is from RefSeq and is a predicted model, not a curated record. The transcript has 6 exons. Gene Ontology annotation, molecular function: 5'-nucleotidase activity. Lineage: Eukaryota; Metazoa; Chordata; Actinopteri; Gadiformes; Gadidae. The coding region runs from base 450 to 1151 and encodes 233 amino acids. Gene Ontology annotation, biological process: pyrimidine deoxyribonucleotide catabolic process.
GAUGAUCAGCCUGCUCCGGAUGUAUUUUCAGACCCCGCGAUGGUUGAGGUCUCGAAAGGGUCAAUGAUCUCGUUUAGCUACAACGUCUUCACUUCAACCGGAUUGUACAAUUUGUCCUUAUGUGGAGUUCCCUUUAUCCGGCUCUGGUUGUACUACAAGCGAAGUCCAUGCCCAAUGUGAAAUGGGGCAAAGCCUUCUUGACCUGCAGCUCAAUAACCUGCUAGCCUCCCAGCGAACGGGGGGACCACAACAGCCCUACGUCCAGAAAGCAGUAUUGGUACUAGACUGUGUGGAAUGCCACCACAAAUAAUAACGCAAUCCAGACAUUUUGUUCAUCUUGCACCACAAUUGUGGUGCAAUACUGUUUUGCAUCCAGCCUUGCAUCCCAGUCAGAGGGUUUACUGGUUUGGUAAAUUGCUAGAUACCGAACGAGAAAACUGUGCACAACAAUGCCAGCUCUUCUCACUGUGCAGCGGAUAGCGCUUGGCAGGCGGACGCUGUCACUCCUUAGCAAUAAUCCGUUCAAGUGGAUUUCCGCAAACAUGUCGUCGAGCUCAUCUGGUGGUAAGAGACUGCGCGUUCUUGUUGACAUGGACGGGGUGUUGGCGGACUUCGAGGGGGGCUUCCUGAAGAAGUACCGCGCCAAGUACCCCGACGAGCCCUACAUCACGUUAGAGGACCGACGGGGCUUUUGGGUUUCGUCGCAAUACGGACAACUGAGGAGUGACCUGUGUGAGAAGGCCAUUAGUAUCUGGGAGUCCAAGGACUUCUUCAUAGAGCUGGACCCGCUGCCUGGUGGGCUGGGGGCUGUCAAGGAGAUGGCCAAGAUGGAGAACACAGAUGUCUUUCUAUGCACCAGUCCCAUUAAACAUUACCAUCACUGCCCAUACGAGAAGUACGCGUGGGUGGAGAGGCAUUUAGGCCCAGACUUUCUGGAGCAUGUCAUCCUUACCACAGACAAAACUGUUGUGGCCGCAGAUCUGCUGAUCGACGACAGGCCAGACAUCGUUGGUGUGGAGACGGGGCCGGUGUGGGAACACGUCCUGUUCACCGCCUGCCACAACAAGCACCACGCCCUGAGCCCCGACCAGCGCCGCCUCCUCUCCUGGGCGGACGACUGGAGGGCAAUCCUGGACAGCAAGAGGCAGUGAGGAGGUAGCACCAGUACUAGUAGCUCACCCUAACCCUUUCCUGGACAGCAAGAGGCAGUGAGGGGCCAGCACCAGUGCUAGAAGUUAACCCUAACCCUAUCCCAGACAGCAAGAGGCAGUGAACAAUAGCGCCAGUACUAGUUGCCACCAGUCGUGCACUCAUGAUUACUUCCUGUUUACUGUUGCAUCAUAACAACAAAUUGUAGGUCAGGUUAAUAAUAAUGUGGAAUGACACGAGAUCGCCGUUGUUGUUCUCCACCACUACAUUUCAAUCAUCCACCACAAGGUGAAGCAAAAACAAUGAAGGAAAGAUUGAUGUGAUGGCAAUACAAUACUUAAACCGGCAUGGUCAAAAGUGUUUCAAUGCAAGGGUCAAAUUGUCAGAAUGUAUUUUACUUAUUUUAAUCCGUUUGCCAUACAAAACAAAAAAAUAUUUAAUAUCCCAGCACUCACUCAUACACAUUUACACUCUAGCAUCGCAUAUUUUACAUGAGUAAAUAGUAAACAGAGGUUUGGACAGAAUUAUGGACAUAACCAUAUGUAUGUACGUACAUAUGUGUCUCCUUUUAAUAUGAUGAACCUACCUUCUGGGACUAGCCUAAUAUGUUUGUGGCAAGGUUAUCAACUCAAAUUGCUUCUUUCAGUAUCACAGUUUUGUGUGUGCACUCAACUUUUUAUCUUCUUUUAUUAUUGGUUUUGAAAUAUGAAAUAUGAAUCUUUGCGAAUGGACCUAUAAUGCAUGUCGGCACCUUUUUAAUGUGUUUUGAUUUUAAUGUAAAUCGUUCAAACCGUAUUUUUCAGGGGCAUAUUUUCAGGGUCACAUACUGUAUUUGUUCAGCUAAACUGAUAGCAUAUGCUAGGCCCUGGUAUUUAUUUUGUUUCACUUGGUUCUGUAAAGAGUAAAAGCUGUGCUCUAUUUUACAACAAUGCUCCUCGUUACCGUCAUAAUCUGUUUUCCAUUCAAUCCUCUUGGUUUUCCUCUUGCGAUCUAGUUAUCGCACGUCACACUGUAAUGUGCAUCAAAGCAGGGUUAGGGUUACUUACACCAUACCAUUUAGGAAACAAACGCCCGUUGGUGUGUGUGUAGUUCCAUGUGAUUUGUUUCCGUAGUUGUUUGAAGGUUCCCGUGCGGCUGAACCAGGGCCUUCUUGCAUCAACCACAGGGGUCACUGCUGCCUAUUGUGUUUUACCUUUAAUUUUUAUUUUACAUACAAUGAAUGUCUCCUGCUUUCUGGUGCUAAGAACAACCAAAUGUGCAAUAUCCUUCCCUGUGACACACAGUGAGAGCUUCUUGAUGUUUGGGUAAGACCAUCACAACCAUGCAAACAGGUCAAUAAAGUGGUCUUCAUUCAUUCAA